UGGCUAUCAGUACGUUCUGCGACUUCUGCGGCGUUGGUUGAAUUUCAACAGAGUGCGAAAUAUAUUUCUACUUUUUUAUAUUUAAUAAAUAAUAAUUAUAAUGUCUGGAAUAUUGCCGGCUACCUACGUCAAGGGUUUCCACAAUGAAGAGCAAGUCAAGCGUAUGGAAUAUCGUAAAUUAGGCAAAACUGGCCUGGAAAUCUCGAAAAUCUCUUUCGGUGGGGGAGCAUUGUGUAGAUUUUAUGGGUUUGAUCUGGAUGAGGCAAUUAAGACAGUGCAUGCGGCCUUGAAAUCGGGUAUUAACUAUAUAGAUACAGCUCCAUUCUAUGGUCAGGGUCAAUCGGAAACUGUGCUGGGAAAAGCGCUCAAAGAUGUUCCCCGAGAUGCGUAUUAUAUUGCCACCAAAGUGGCUCGCUAUGGAAGUGACUUUGAGAAUAUGUUUGACUUCAGUGCCAAAAAGACACGGGAAAGUGUCGAGAAUAGUUUGAAACUGUUGGGUCUGAAUUAUUUGGAUGUCGUGCAAAUCCAUGACAUUGAAUUUGCAGAGAGUUUGGAUAUUGUUCUAAACGAAACGUUGCCCACAUUGGAGCAGCUGGUUAAAGAGGGCAAACUCAAGUAUAUUGGUGUCUCCGCUUAUCCCAUUUCCCCGUUAAAGGAAUGUAUAUCACGAGCUUCCGGAAGAUUUGAUACGGUUCUCUGCUACUCUAGAUACACUUUGACCGAUCAAACUCUGUUGGAUUACUUGGACUUUUUCAAAUCGCAAAAUCUGGGAAUCAUUUGUGCUGCAGCCCAUGAUCUGGGUCUUCUAACAAAUGCUGGACCCCAGCCUUGGCAUCCUGCCAGUGCUGAGCAAAAGCAAUUUGUACGCCAAGCCUCCGAUUAUUGUAUUAAAAAUGGAGUUGAACUCGGCAAAUUGGCCAUGUACUAUACCCUGAAGUUGAAAGAUGCAUCGACUUUUCUAACUGGCAUGCAGACAACUCAAUUAUUGCAAGUAAAUUUGGAUGCCUUUUACAAUGGACUCAAUGCCAAGGAGCAGGAAGUGUUUGAUCACUUGACCAAAAACAUUUUCACCAAGCCUUUCAAUUGGGAAGGCAACGAACUGGCAAUCUACUGGGCCGCCUUAAAAAAGAAGUAAACCUUGCCAUAAUUCGCCUCUGUUUUGUUUGCCUUUGAUUUGACCUAGAAAUGAACUUUAAUAACUUUAAGACAAAAAAUAAAUCAAAU
Messenger RNA from Drosophila willistoni, 1224 nucleotides. Its product is annotated as L-galactose dehydrogenase. The record is from RefSeq and is a predicted model, not a curated record. The coding region runs from base 101 to 1135 and encodes 344 amino acids. Gene Ontology annotation, molecular function: L-galactose dehydrogenase activity. The transcript has 4 exons. NCBI's taxonomy places the organism in Eukaryota, Metazoa, Arthropoda, Insecta, Diptera, Drosophilidae. Gene Ontology annotation, cellular component: cytosol.